AACUUCCUCAGUAGUAGGACAAAAGUAGCCGGCAAGCCGCAUCCAUCUUCGCCACAGAGGUUUGACUGCAGUUAGAAGAAGCGUAGAAAGUUUUCCAGCUGGAGGAGUGAAGCUCCUGACCCGUCAGAGGAGCGAACUGAUCUGAGAUCAGACCCUGACAGCAGCAGACUUACCGCAGACACGUUGGGAAGGCGAGUCCAGACUUCACACAUUACUCCUGGUUUUCAGAAAACUACAAUGGCUGACCGAUUCGACUGCGAUAACUGCAAAGAAUCCCUGUACGGCCGCAAGUACAUCCAAUCUGAUGACAACCCAUACUGCAUCCCCUGUUACGACAGUCUGUUUUCAAACACCUGUGAUGAAUGCAAAGAGCUAAUUGGCCAUGAUGCAAGGGAGCUCUUCUACGAGGACAGACAUUAUCACGAGCAUUGUUUCCGUUGUUUCCGCUGUGACCGCUCGCUGGCAGAUGAGCCCUUCACCAGCCAGGAUGAUGCGCUGCUCUGCAACGACUGCUACUGUAAUGAGUUCUCCUCCAAAUGUGUCGCCUGUGACAAGAUCGUCAUGCCAGGUGAAGGUACAAGAAAAUUGGAGUAUGCUGGCUCCACAUGGCACGAGGGCUGCUUCAUUUGUCACAGCUGCGAACAGCCGAUUGGCUCCAAGUCCUUCAUUCCUGACAAGGACGACCACUACUGUGUGCCCUGCUAUGAGGAAAAGUUCGCUCCCCGCUGCACGCGCUGUAAAAAGGCCCUGGCUAAAGGUGGUGUGACCUAUCGGGAUGAGCCGUGGCAUAAGGAGUGUUUUGUGUGCACAAACUGUAAGACGCAGCUGGCGGGUCAACACUUCACCUCCAGAGAUGACAGCCCCUACUGCCUGAAGUGCUUUGGCAGCUUGUAUGCCAAGAAGUGUGAGGCUUGCAGCAAACCAAUUACAGGAUUUGGAGGAGGGAAGUACAUCUCAUUUGAAGAUCGUCAGUGGCAUCAGCCGUGCUUCACCUGCUCCCAGUGCUCCAUCUCACUCGUGGGCGCUGGCUUUUUCCCUGAUGGCGACAAGAUCCUGUGCCGUGACUGCAACAGCAACCUAUAAAGCACUUACUUGACCUGAUCUCACCAUUCCUUUUGUUCUUCAGCAGCUUUUUUAAACAACCCAGAUGUACCAUGGAGGGUAGCAGG
Molecule: messenger RNA, 1169 nt
Organism: Poecilia latipinna (sailfin molly)
Lineage: Eukaryota; Metazoa; Chordata; Actinopteri; Cyprinodontiformes; Poeciliidae
Gene: fhl3a
Product: four and a half LIM domains 3a
Exons: 6
Coding region: 238-1083 (281 amino acids)
Biological process (GO): actin cytoskeleton organization
Cellular component (GO): nucleus; stress fiber; Z disc
Molecular function (GO): transcription coregulator activity; actin binding
Source: RefSeq, a predicted model, not a curated record